Molecule: messenger RNA, 641 nt
Organism: Halichondria panicea
Lineage: Eukaryota; Metazoa; Porifera; Demospongiae; Suberitida; Halichondriidae
Product: RING-box protein 2-like
Exons: 4
Coding region: 163-528 (121 amino acids)
Biological process (GO): protein ubiquitination; ubiquitin-dependent protein catabolic process
Cellular component (GO): nucleus; Cul5-RING ubiquitin ligase complex
Molecular function (GO): ubiquitin protein ligase activity; cullin family protein binding; zinc ion binding
Source: RefSeq, a predicted model, not a curated record
GAUGACCCUUUACCAAACCGUUUGUUUACUGGAUGAGUCAACAGAAUUUCCCUUAGCUAAGAAGUUCAGCACCAUCUUGUACAUCACAGGCCAGGCCAACUACAGCAGACCCAAUAAAAACCAUCAGACAGCCUCAUUAUUAGUCAAGACACCAACAAGGUUAUGGCAGAGGCGGAUACCAUCAGCAUGGACACAGCACCUACCAAGGAAGACACACCAAAGAAGGACGAGAGAGGGAAGGCAUCCAAAUCCAAGGCACCUUCAGGGCCUCUUUUCACCCUCAAGAAAUGGAAUGCUGUUGCUAUGUGGCAGUGGGAUGUGGAGUGUGACACCUGUGCCAUAUGCAGAGUACAGGUCAUGGAUGCUUGCUUGAGGUGUCAGACUGAGGGCAAACAAGAAGAGUGUGUGGUUGUGUGGGGAGAGUGCAACCAUUCAUUUCACAACUGCUGCAUGCAACUCUGGAUCAAGCAGAACAAUAGGUGCCCCCUCUGUCAGCAAGAGUGGGUCGUACAGAGAUUUGGUAGUUAGCUAGCUUCAUUGUUUUCAGAUUACGUAUUAAUUUCUUCUCAUUCUUUAUUAUCAUGUAUAAUUAUGUAUUCGUGGUUUGCAAUUGAAAGUUUUUCAAGAGACCUUUCAAAUGG